GUUUUACACCGGGAGCCAAAGAUGCGAGUUCACACUGCGACUGGUGCGUCAGUGAGCGGAUCCAGGAGCAGACGGGCUGGGUCCACUCCUCCAUGUGACAUGAGCCGUGCGGCUGCAGCUCACACUCUGACCGCUGGCCUGAAACCAGCAUGAUCCUAUCAGUUCAAACUCCAGUAUCUCCAGUGGGCAGACAGUGAGGACCAGUAGCCAACAUGCAAUGUGUGUAAGGGACCAGUGGUGGUGUUGUGGGCCCAGGCGGGAUGCUGCUGACGGCCAGUCAGUAUGACCUUGCUGGACUUGUGGCUGUCGCGCUCCAUCCCCAUGUGCCUGCUCCUUCAGAGCCUUGUCCUCAUGGCCCUGUGCUUCCCCUCGGCCAGCAUGUGCCCAAAGGGCUGCAUCUGCCAACGCGACCCCCACCUCCAUGGCCUCAACGUUACCUGCAGUCAGUCUCGCCUCAAAGAGAUCCCCCCCAGCCUCCCGGUUGAUACAGUCCUGCUGAGGCUGGACCACAACCAAAUUGGAGCCGUGCCUGAUCAAACCUUCCAUGGACUAAGGCUUUUGAGGGAGCUCAAUCUUUCAUACAACGCAGUGGAGACUUUGGGCGAAGCAGCCUUCAGUGGCAUAGAGGCGACCUUACAGGUGCUGGACCUCUCCCACAACCGUAUCACUAGCGUACACAAGGAUGCCUUUGCUCGGCUCAAGGCCCGCGUCAUUGUGGACGAUAACCCCUGGCAUUGUGACUGCGCCCUCCAGCAGGCCAUCAGUGGAAUGGCCCACAACCACGAGGCUGCGGCUAGGGUUCUUUGCAGGAGCUCAGAACUUCUUGACCAGGAGGGAAGACCUUUCAUGGCAGUGGAUACUGACCUCUGUAACCUGGCGAAAAGGACCACAGACUAUGCUAUGCUGGUGACCAUGUUUGGUUGGUUUGCCAUGGUCAUUUCAUAUGUGGUGUAUUAUGUUCGACAGAACCAGGAGGACGCCCGACGCCACCUGGAGUACCUAAAGUCUCUUCCUAGCAAACCCAAGAAACCUGACGAGGCUGACGACAUUAGCACUGUUGUUUGAUUGCUGUCACACACCUAAUGACCACCAAAAUGUUUAUGUGACAGGACCCCCUUUUAAAGUGUGUUUACUAUUUGUAAUACUAGUGAUGUGAGCAUCAAAUUGCUGAUAAAUCUUUGUAUUUUGGAAAUAUUGUUGUAUGUCCCUAACCAGGGUUUGCUCAUGACGGAUUUGAGAUGCGAUGAGAAGGGAGGCCACAGACUAACACUCUAAUACCAACAUUAUCUUUUCUACAUAAAUUAAUUAUGGAGUUUUGAAUAUUUGAAUCUCAGGUUUAAAUAUUGAUAUGAAAAUGGCUCUUUUUAAAUGAAAUUUGGAGUAUAUGAUAAAUAAGAAAUAUAUUUUUAAGAUAAAAAAAUCCUAUUGUCUAUUUCCCAGAGCCCUGGUUUUGGUGUCUCAGUCCACAGUAAGAUAUAUUUUGAGUUUUUUUAAACACUUGUUAAACCAAGUGCAUCUUCAAUUCCCAGAGAAAUCAAACAUAAAUUACAAUAUUUAUGAAUUGUAGUUAUUACAAAUUUUUUCAGAACUUGAAGCCCUAUAUUUUAAGGGAGACUAAUGUCUUUACAUUGUGUCUAUCAAAGCUUUGAAUAUGAGGUGUGUUAACAUCCUUUUGAUUUAGAGAAAUCAAACUUAACUCACUAAGUGGUUACAGAGAUUUCGGUGGAAGCCACAUUUUGGCAAAUAAAGGAAACAAAUAAGAAAUAAAGAAAUUCUGACUUAAAAUCAUUUGAUACAUAGUUAAACUUUUUACUCUGUGGUGGAAACUUAUGGACUAUUUAAAAAGAGUUUCACAACCAUCCCAACUUUAAAACAAUCAAUUAUUAUAUUUUGAAAUGGUAUUUGGACCAUGGUGGUGCCAGUGGACCAAGGGCCAGUUUUGACUGCGUACCAUAGAGGUUAGAUGGAACAAACCAGACCAGGGAAAGUGUAGAACAUUCAACUUUAGAAUCACAAGAAACACGAAAUAGGUACAGAUCCAUAGUGUAUAAUUCAUUGUGUUUAUUGAUAUAUUUAGAUAGCAUCAUUUUAAACAUGAAAGGUUUUGAAUGGAAUUAUUUAGUAUGUAAUCAUGGAGGAAAAAUGUUAUUGGAAUUAUCAAAUCAUAAUAUCAAAGGUUUUGCAUUCAAAUGUGAAUUUCCGUCAUAAUGACAAACUGCCCUUUUAUGUCAUGGUGACAUCAAGAAAAUUACCAUACCAUAAGACAACAUGUCAGAUAGUGAGUCCUUGUAAUUGACACCCGUAUUAUCACCCACAAGAACAGCAAUUUGCUUAAGACUAUAAAUACCCUUAAACUUUAGAAAGUUGAUCUUGGCAAACAGCAUCUAACAAAUGUGACAUUUACAAGUCAGAAGUAUUUUUAAUGGAAAAUAAUUAUGUACAUUAUGCCCAAGAAAAGUUCAGAUGUGUAUUUAAAUUUGUUCUGAAUGUGAAUUUUUACUGAAACUUUUGUAUUUGCUGGUUAAUUGAGCUUAAGCUGAUGGAGACUCUGAAUGUUAAGAUACAGAAUCAAUAGCAUUUUAAUUUGUUCCAAAAAACUGUUCCUUGACGAAAUAGUAAGAAAAAUAUUAUAAUAGUGAAAAUAGUGUAACAAAAAUUAAUAACAAUAACUCAAGGCCAAAUUACAAACUUUUCAAAGCUUUUGACCGCAUCCUACAGUCUGUAUCAGUGGUUGUCAAGUUGUCAUCACAUGAGUGUUUCUAAGUUUGAAAGGGAGACAAAAUUGGACAUAUACCGUUACUACUCAGAAAGGAUUGGAUAAUAAGACACCCACGCCAACUGAAAACCAGGAGGAACUUUGCUAAAUCAAUAGGCACAACAGAUGCAUUCUAAUGAGACUCUUACAUGGCUCAGCUCUCUGAACCAGCAUUUAGCACCUUAAGAUCUCUGCUGCUCCUGAAAGACACAACUGCCUAGACCUGGCAUCCUGUGCAGCAGCUCUGUGGAAUGUCACAUUGGUGAAGGACCCUCGACACGAGUCCAAAUGAAUGCUGACAUCAUCAUUAAACACGUUUUAGUGUACACUUAAUUCAAAAUGGUCUCAGCAUUGACUGGGAAUGGGUCAACGUCAUCAUCCAAUUACCAGUCGAUGGCUGGAGAAGUAUCAAGGAGCCUAUUUGCAUCCAACAUGAGAGAACAUAUUUGAACAUUCCUAGUGGCCUAGAAAUCCCAUUCAAAUUAGUUGAUUCUGCACCUCACACUUUAUCUAAUGCCAGUGUUCAGGGCCAGUACAGAUAGUAGUAUACCCUUUAUGAUGACAUUCCAUGACAAUAGAGCAAACACAAUCUGCAGAUUAAGACUGAGAUGCUACUGAAUUCUCUGAAAUAGGCUUGUCCCACACAAAUGUUGUCUGUCCUGAAGGAGCCUGUAGUCUGAAAGGUUCUGUUCUGACCACGACAUGAGUUUUCUGAGAUAACACAUCAGUUUCCAAUCCUGUUUGAUUUCACUAUAGCCAAGAUCAAGAUGUGGUUCUUGUUGUGCACCUUGGAGACAAGUAUCAAACGGGAGGAGAGAUACAAGGAUAUAAGGGUUCAAUGAAAAGGCAAAUAGGCAAUCAAAAAAAAAAAAAAAACCUGUUUCGACGAGGGGCCAUCGUUUGCACACAAGUGUUAAAGACGAGGGGUAAACUCUGGUCCUUGUCUAGCUCGAUCACUCGUGUCCGCUUGUCAGCUAUUUUGUCUACUUUCACAGAUCUUUUAAGCUAUAGUAAUCUUAUAAUCAGCACAUCUUGUCUGAGAUCAGAUGUUUGUUUGUGGAACCGUGCAGCUUCAUGAACACAGUCAGGGACAAGAAACCCUUUGUGGCUGGAGCAGCACAGCCACGGUGAGACUUCCAAAGGCUCGUAGUGUGCACUUGCCCAAAGUAGGCCUUGAGUUGAGAUUAUUUUGUCAAAAAAACAAAGAGUGUCUUAUAUGGUGUAUGUAAGGGUUUUGGUAAUGGUGAAACAAUACCUUUUAGAGAGGCUGUGUUGUACUCAACAUUUCCUCCUACAGUUUGUGAAGUCUAUGUUGUUGUCAGUGUCUAUUGUUACAUGUAUGUCUGCACUGAUCAGAAGAAAGCACUAAAUGUAAGAUUCCCUGGACUCUUCUUGUUGGUGUUUUGUGUUUGAGUCGGUCCUUGAGAGUCACAGCCGGACAUUGUUACCGUUUGCUCUCCCAUGACACCAUUUUUUCUUACCAGACAGAUUUGUCAAAUAUGGAGAUUGCAGACCACACUAUGCAAUGAUCUCAGUCAUCACAUUCCUAUUGCAAGUCAAGCUACCAAUUCGUGCAUCAUUUUCCCUUUAAUAACACUGUGGAUAGUGAUGUUCUCGGCAGCGCAGAAAGAGAAAACUCAUUACUGUCCCUGAAGCGCACUAAAGCAUAUACCGUAGGAUCAGGGAAAGACAAUAAAAGUCACGUGGAAAAGUGUAAAAGUACAAGAGAUUCGAUUUUCACCAAAAACUACUUUUAAAUAGUAUAGUAUACAUGACUACUACCCACUUUCAAUAAUAACCUAAAGAAAUCCUGCAUGACAUGUUGGAUAAUGGGUGUCAGUGGUAUCUUGUGAAAUUUCUUUUCAGUUAAUGUUUUAAUUGUUUGUCACAUUUGUGUACAGUAAUGGUUGUUAAAAUGCCGUCUUAGGGGGUAUACAAUGAGAAUAUGUGGUAAGAGAACGCUAGGAUCACAUGUAAAUAGGAACGUUCAUGUUGUGUAAAAUACUUGAAAUCCCUUUAAUUAGUUGUUCUUGAAUGUGCUACACCCCUUAGCGUGGUCUUGUAGAGGCAACUCCAUACUCUUCAAGACAAGAUCCGAAUAGUCUAUAAAAUGCAUGUACAAUGUCAUGAAGCACAGUGUAGCCAAGGAUCCGAAAGUAUUUCUAAGUGCCUGAAUACUUAUCUUACCAUUUAAUUUUUUUAUUUUGAUAUUUUAUUAUUUUUCCACCUCUGGUUUUUGUUCCCAACACUCUUACUUAAGGAUUCUCACUGUUUCAUGUAUCUUUUAAUUUUGGUUUAUUUAGCAAGUUAUAAAAAAAGAAACUAUCACCUGUGUUGAUGCAACAUGUUUUAAUUGAAUUCUGAUGUACCAUAUUGCAGUUUUCUGUGCACAGACAGAGCGGUGCGUACGAUAGCCUAAUUCACAGUUGACCCUGACUGUAAUGGAUCUGUUGUAAUGACAUGGCAUAUAGAAGAUGAAAUAAAGACAUUGGUUCGUGGUA
Pleuronectes platessa (European plaice) is the source of this 5256-nucleotide messenger RNA. RefSeq names its product leucine rich repeat containing 3B (gene lrrc3b). The record is from RefSeq and is a predicted model, not a curated record. The coding region runs from base 283 to 1065 and encodes 260 amino acids. The transcript has 2 exons. Lineage: Eukaryota; Metazoa; Chordata; Actinopteri; Pleuronectiformes; Pleuronectidae. Gene Ontology annotation, molecular function: protein binding.